ACGUGGUAUAUGAGAAAUGUAUUCUUCCUUUCUGCGUCAUACCCUACCUACCUACCUUAGGAAACUCGAUAACUCCCUCUUCUCCAACAACCACCCCGCCGUGCUUCCCCAGGAUCAUCUGACCUCUUCACUGUCUUCAGUGUCUUCAGACUCUUCACCGCUAUCAUAAUGCUCGGAGAGCUGUCCCUGAGGCCUGACCGCUUACUUGUUAAGCCCAAGCAGAAGACCCCCGAGAAAGCCCUGCCCGUGACCUUGCUAUCCGGAUUCCUGGGCAGCGGCAAGACGACGCUUCUGCAGCACAUUCUCCGAAGCGACCAUGGGCUGCGGAUUGCAGUCAUUGUCAACGACAUUGGAGCAAUCAACGUCGACGCGUCCUUGAUCAAGCAAACGCACCGCGUCACCAAAACGAGCGAGAAGAUCGUUGCCCUUCAGAACGGCUGCAUCUGCUGUACCCUCCGCGGUGAUCUCCUCGAAGAACUCGUCAACCUCGCCGAGCUCCACGCCUUUGACUAUGUCAUCAUCGAAAGUAGUGGCAUCAGCGAGCCCGAGCAGGUCGCCGAGACCUUCGACAACAGACUGGCCGACCAGAUGAGGACUCUGAUUGACCAGGGUGACGGGACUGACGGCCUGGAUGAAAUCACCAUCAAGGUACUCGACCGAGUCGCCUCUGUGGGUGGAUUGGAAAAGUUCGCUCGCCUCGAUACCACCGUCACGGUAAUCGAUGCCUUCACCAUCCUCAACGACUUCCACACCGACCAGCUCCUCUCGGCGCGAAGAGAUGAUGUCGUUCCCGAAGACGAACGCACAAUCACAGACCUCAUGGUGGAUCAAAUCGAGUUUGCCGAUGUCAUCAUCUUGAACAAGAUUGAUAUGGUCGACAACAAGACUCGGUCCCGGGUACGGGAUCUGAUCAGCAACCUAAAUCACCGGGCCAAAGUCAUCGAGACGACCCAUGGUAAGGUUGACGUGACCGAGAUUGUCAACACCGGACUCUUCAACCUGGACAUAGCAAAGACCGGAUAUGGGUGGCUUCAGGAUCUGCAUGCCAUGUCACUUCGUGAGGUCAAUGGGAAGAAAACCAUCACCCCCAAGCCGGAGACCGAAGAAUACAACGUGCGCAACUUUGUCUAUUCUCGCCAGCGGCCCUUUCACCCGCGCCGGCUCUGGUCGCUCGUCUACGACAAAUUCAUCCUCCAAUUUGAGCAGCUAGAAGAGGACAAUGAAGAUGAUAUGGACGUUGAUGCAGAGGCCGGAGAUGGUUCCGAUGAUACAGACGACGAGGAGAUGAAGGAUGAAAACCAGGAAGAUGACGCAGAUCCACUUGACAUGCCGUCCAACGAAGCCAUCCUCGCCAACAAGCGCGCGCACCCCCUGUUCAGCCGGCUCUUUCGCUCCAAAGGCGAGUUCUUCCUGGCCACGCGCCCUCGCCGUGUCGGCGACUGGUCCCAGGCCGGCGCCAUGUUGACACUUACCGGCGGCCGCCUCUGGUUCUGCACCUUGCCCGAGGAAGCCUACAUCACCGGCGACGAGGAGAUAGAUUCGCUCAUCCGGCACGAUAUCAGCAAGGGAGGCGAGUGGGGAGACCGCCGCCAAGAAAUCGUGUUCAUCGGCGAGAACCUGGACACUGCUGUUCUCACAGAGACCUUGGACAAAUGCCUUCUCACCGACAAAGAGUUUGACAUGUGGGAGGACGUCAUGAGGAACGGACCCGAGGACGACAAGGAGAAGCAGAAGGUCCUGCAGGAUAUUUUUGAUGACGGCUUUCCCGACUGGCCUGAGGAGGACGAUGAGGGGGACCAUGAGGGACACGACCACGGACCAGGCCACCACCACUAGGUCUUGCAUUGUUUGCAUGUAGUUCCGUAAUACGGAGUUCUUCGCGAUAAUCGACUGCUAUAGCUAUUAAGGGGCUCUGAUGGGGCGUUGGCUAGAAAGAGACUUAAACAGAGAAACGAAAACAACGCAACCAAGACGGACACUUACUC
Sodiomyces alkalinus F11 is the source of this 1985-nucleotide messenger RNA. Its product is annotated as CobW/HypB/UreG, nucleotide-binding domain-containing protein. The transcript is spliced from 6 exons. Lineage: Eukaryota; Fungi; Ascomycota; Sordariomycetes; Glomerellales; Plectosphaerellaceae. Bases 169 to 1836 code for a protein of 555 amino acids. The record is from RefSeq and is a predicted model, not a curated record.